Messenger RNA from Candidozyma auris, 2478 nucleotides. RefSeq names its product putative zinc metalloprotease. The transcript has a single exon. Bases 1 to 2478 code for a protein of 825 amino acids. The record is from RefSeq and is a predicted model, not a curated record. NCBI's taxonomy places the organism in Eukaryota, Fungi, Ascomycota, Pichiomycetes, Serinales, Metschnikowiaceae. Gene Ontology annotation, molecular function: carboxypeptidase activity.
AUGUCGUAUGAACGCUUGGCGGACGGCCUGAUGCCGUCGUUGCCGCCAGCAUACGAAGGUAAUUACGAGGUACCACUGAGAGAAAGAAACUCCUCUUCAUCCCAUCCUCCUGCAAUGGAGCAGUUUGAGAUUGAUGAUGAUGAAGUUUACGAGCCUCUCAAGAAGGAAAGCGUGCUCAAACGCUUUGUCUUUGUUUCCAAGAGGUACGCAUUCACAUUCAGAGAUAAGGUGAUUGACCCGCUCGUGAGAUCCCUAGAUCCCGUUUGCGAGAUGUACCGCUACUUCCACAGGCAAUACGAGCUCUCGUUGCUUAAGUUGGGCAACCCGUUGGUGGUUAAGCGAUUGCUUUAUGUGUUUGUGGUGAUGGUGGCAAUGUUUGUGUUGUCCCAGAACGAGAACCAGGAUGGCAUUAGUGGCACUUCCGGUGGAGCGUUUUCCUCGGGUCAUUUCUACGAUAGAGACAUUUUGGGCAACACCUUGGCUCAGUACAUCGAAGGGAAAACACUACAAGAAAACUUGGAGUAUCUUUCUUCGAUGCCCCAUAUGGCUGGCACAAUGGGCGAUUUAGCUUUGGCAAGAUACGUUGAAAGCUACUUUCUCAAUAAUGGCAUCAAUAAUGUCGACUUCCACGAGCUCGAGACGUUUUUGAACUACCCCACAGGUAAGUCGUACGUGAGAACUGCCGAUGGAUCCGUUAGUGCCUCUUUGGGUGGUGGUGAUAACGUCCAUGAGCAACUAAUGGCUUUUAAUCCUAAUUCGCCUAGUACAGACAAGGAGAUAGAGGCUCCCUUCAUAUAUGCGAACAACGGCGACCCUGAUGACUUUCAAAAGAUCACUGACGCCGGAAUCAAUCUAAAAAAUACAAUCGUGUUGGUGAAAUAUGGAGGCGAAACUCCAGAAGCCAACAAGGUGUAUGCAGCUACCAAGCUUGGUGCCAAAGCUGUCAUCUUCAUCUCUCCAGAAGUCCUGUUCUUGGGUGACUCCGAAGAUGAUGUUAUUAAGAAGACCAAUGUUGGUCUCUGGAGAUACAGUGCUGGCGAUGUACUUCGGCCGGGAUGGUCAAAACACGGAUCGUACUUUUCCAAGGCCGAUUGGAGUACCUCGAAGGCUACACCCAAGAUUCCAAGUCUUUCUGUAACUUGGAAAGACGGUAUGGCUUUUGUGAGCAAAUUAAAGGGCGAGGGUGUUGACUUUGGUGAUGGCGUCUUCUCAGGAAGUCACGACAAAAACCCCAAGUUAAAAGUAUACGUGAAGAACACUGAGCGUACGAAUCACCCUAUCUGGAACAUUGUUGGGCAUAUUCCGGGCCGUGAACAGCCUGAAAAAGGUGUACUCUUUGGAGCUGCCCGUGACUCUACCUGCUACGGCACGAUGUCGUCUGCAAGUGGCACCGCCGCCUUGCUUGAACUCGUCAAGAUAUUCUCUGGCUUGCAAAGAAAGUAUAACUGGACCCCAGCUAGAUCUUUAUACUUUGUAUCCUUUGAUGGUACGGAGAACAAUCUAGCUGGCUGCGCCAAAUGGGUCGAAGCCAGAGAAGACUCUCUCAUCAGUGAGGGCUACACCUAUAUUGACUUGAAUGGUCUAGUUACUGGUGACAUAUUGAAUAUUCGAGCACAUCCGUUCAUACAUGAUAUCAUCAAGGACGCCAUGAAGAAGAUAUCCUUGACAGAGCAACAGAGCUCCGAUCUGGUCCACUCUUUGUACGACCUUUUCAAAUCUCAGAACAAUGGCAAGGAUGACAUAAGGUACAACAUGUUAGAAGAGCGUAAUUAUGUCCCAUUUAUCAAUGAAAUUAAUAUGCCCGCCAUGGAGAUCAGUUACCUGGGAGACAACUUUGUCGAAGGAACAUGCAUGGACAACUUUAAGGCAUUCACGGAUAAAAAGCUUGAUCCUGAGGUGAAGAAGCACAGGCAAAUCGUGGAAAUUUUGGCUAGGGUUGGCCUCGAGCUUGUUGAAAAUCCAAUGAUUCCAUUUGACUUUGAACUGUUGAGUAAAUCAUUAAUGGAAGACGAGAAGGACCUAGAGAAGUAUGUUGCAGAUGUGCUUGCAUCAUUCCCUCUGCCCGUGACUGCCAAAUUUUCAUUUGACAGUUUGAAGCGUUCUCUCGAUAAACUCAAACGUGAUGCACAUCAAUUGAAGUUGAGGAUACUCGACUGGAAGAAUUUUAUCGAUGUGAGUUCCCUAGAACCUCCAGUGUUCGCUGCGACAAGGCGUCUGAUGAAUCAGAAUAUGGUUCUCUUCAACUCCUAUUUCUUGAGUAACGACGCCCUGCGCCCAAGACUUGGCUAUGCAAACUAUCUUUACGGUUCACCGUUUGAUGCCCCAUCAACUGACAAAUCGCCAAAGUACCGCUUCAAUAGUUUCCCUAUGGUUCGUGAUGCAGUGUCAGAGGGUAGAUUCGGGGACGCACAAUUUGAAAUUGAUCGUCUUGCAAGCAUGAUAGAGUCAGCUUGUGCAGCUAUCAAUCCCAUGGGUUAA